UAAAACCCAUCGUCUCUCUUCAAUUUAAUCCAACAAAAUUUCGUGCAUUUCACGUUUUGCUCUCCGAUUGACUCGUAAGUUAGUCAUGGUGGGUGAAACAAUUGAUGGAGCUUGCAAUAGCGUUCUUGUUACACAUGCACAUGCUGAUCCUCGGAGGACUUAUCAGGUAGUUGUUGCUGCCACCCAAACUAUGGGUAUUGGUAAAGAUGGGAAAUUGCCAUGGAGGUUGCCUUCUGACCUCAAAUUCUUCAAGGAUGUCACCAUGACUACAUCAGAUCCAGCCAGAAAGAACGCUGUCAUAAUGGGAAGGAAAACAUGGGAGAGCAUACCUUUAGAGCAUAGACCCCUGACUGGUCGCCUCAAUGUUGUACUCACUCGUUCAGGGAGCUUUGACAUUGCAACUAUAGAGAAUGUUUUAAUAUGUGGAAGCAUGAUCUCCGCAUUGGAGUUAUUAGCAGCAUCUCCUUAUCGACUAUCUAUAGAGAAUGUGUUUGUAAUAGGUGGUGGCCAGAUCUUAAGGGAAUCCCUCAAUGCUCCUGAAUGCGAUGCUAUCCAUAUUACUGAAAUUGAAACACACAUUGAUUGUGAUACUUUCAUCCCUGCAAUUGAAGCUUCAGAAUUCCAGCCAUGGUACUCAUCAUUUCCCAUAGUGGAAAAUGGAAUUCGCCACUGUUUCACCACCUACGUUCGUGUGAGGAAUUCUGCAGCUGAAGCCGAUACAAAGGCUAAUGGCUCGUCAGAUAGUGGCCAGGGCUCUUUGCAAUCUGAUGUGAAGACGUUUUCUUUCCUACCCAGAAAGAUAUUUGAGAAGCAUGAGGAGUACCUUUAUCUGAGACUCGUGGAAGACAUCAUUUCUGAUGGUGCUAUAAAAGAUGACCGCACACGGACUGGUACAUUGUCAAAAUUUGGUUGCCAGAUGCGAUUCAAUCUGAGAAAAUCUUUUCCACUGCUUACAACCAAGAGAGUUUUUUGGCGAGGGGUUGUAGAAGAACUUUUGUGGUUCAUUAGUGGGUCAACAAAUGCCAAGGUUUUGCAAGAGAAGGGCAUUCAUAUAUGGGAUGGUAAUGCAUCUCGAGACUACCUUGACAGUAUUGGUUUGGUGGAUAGAGAGGAAGGUGACUUGGGACCAGUGUAUGGAUUUCAGUGGAGACACUUCGGUGCAAGGUAUACUAACAUGCAUGCUGACUAUACGGGCCAAGGAUUUGAUCAAUUAUUAGAUGUUAUCGACAAGGUGAAAAAUCAUCCAGAUGAUCGCUGGAUCAUUCUUUCAGCAUGGAAUCCUUCGGACCUCAAGCAGAUGGCACUUCCACCUUGUCACAUGUUCACACAGUUCUAUGUGGCACAUGGGGAGUUAUCUUGUCAAAUGUAUCAACGAUCUGCGGAUAUGGGUCUUGGUGUUCCAUUUAACAUAGCAUCUUAUGCCCUGUUGACAUGCAUGAUCGCCCAUGUUUGUGAUCUUGUUCCUGGUGAUUUUAUCAUUGUUCUUGGUGAUGCUCAUGUCUAUAGCACUCAUGUGAGACCUCUGCAGGUUCAGCUUCAGAAGAUGCCUAGACCUUUUCCAAUCUUGAAGAUCAAUUCCCAGAAAAAGGAUAUAGAUGGUUUUGUGGCUGAUGAUUUCAACCUAAUAGGAUACGAUCCUCAGCAUAAGAUAGAAAUGAAAAUGACAGUAUAGAGGUGGCCAUCGUCAUCGGGGUUUUGCACUUUUGCAUAUCGAACUUAUUUGUCGUUUCGGCAUUUUUUUGUGUGGGAAUGCUCACUUUUUCCUGUUGUGCUGAACCAAGCUUUAGCACAAAGUUAUGUUGGUAGUCAUGCUAAGGGAAAGCUACAAUGAUUUUGGAAGAAAUGGAUUUCGAAAACGGAUCUGUUAAAUGAAUUAGAAUGAACGUUUAAUC
Molecule: messenger RNA, 1892 nt
Organism: Cynara cardunculus var. scolymus (artichoke)
Lineage: Eukaryota; Viridiplantae; Streptophyta; Magnoliopsida; Asterales; Asteraceae
Product: bifunctional dihydrofolate reductase-thymidylate synthase 1-like
Exons: 12
Coding region: 86-1672 (528 amino acids)
Biological process (GO): dTMP biosynthetic process; tetrahydrofolate biosynthetic process; one-carbon metabolic process
Cellular component (GO): mitochondrion; cytosol
Molecular function (GO): dihydrofolate reductase activity; thymidylate synthase activity
Source: RefSeq, a predicted model, not a curated record